AUGGGCCUUCGCGCCGGUACAGCUAGCCAGGGCUACAGCUACGCUACCCUGGCUGCGUGCAUCGCGAAGGCGGAUCGCGGCGCGGAGAGGCGAAAUAGCCGCAGCCAGGCCUUGACCGACUCUCGGCGCGUGUCGCUGGACAGCGUUGCUCGAGCUCGAGUAGGCCGUCGAUACUCGAGAGAUUCACCCCCUCCCCGUUUCCGCGCCGAGACCGGGCCCCCGUCGGCGUACACGAGCCUCCCGUCCGGCCUGACAGUUCCAAAGGGCAUCGUCAGCGGCAGCAGCAAGGACCGUCGCCUCGAUGCCCAGUCAAAGGCAAAGGGCCACCACACCGCUUCGCACCAGGCCACAGGCUCGAAGCCGCUGAGGCACAGAGCUAAGAGGGAGCACGAGCCUCGCAAGCGCGCCACGGACCGGUCGCGACGCCGAAAAAGCACAUCCAAAAGGUCGGUCGACCGCCAGCAACAACGCCGCCCCUUCAGCCUCAGCAGCGCCCAAUCCAAGGACACUGGGCAGUCAUCGGUGAAGGCAAAGAAACAACCGCAGCAGAGUAGUAAGGGCAAGUCGAAGGAGGACUAA
Messenger RNA from Purpureocillium takamizusanense, 579 nucleotides. RefSeq lists its product as uncharacterized. The transcript has 2 exons. Lineage: Eukaryota; Fungi; Ascomycota; Sordariomycetes; Hypocreales; Ophiocordycipitaceae. The coding region runs from base 1 to 579 and encodes 192 amino acids. The record is from RefSeq and is a predicted model, not a curated record.